Molecule: messenger RNA, 6288 nt
Organism: Cimex lectularius (bed bug)
Lineage: Eukaryota; Metazoa; Arthropoda; Insecta; Hemiptera; Cimicidae
Exons: 19
Coding region: 326-5851 (1841 amino acids)
Source: RefSeq, a predicted model, not a curated record
UUUUUCCCGCCAUAACCCUAUUCCCGUGUCAUUUCCUUCACUCCUGUUAAGCGAUAGUUACACAUUCCAUUUUUAACACUAUUCGUCAUUGCUAUUACAGUAUUUUCACCUUUAUGAGUACCGUGCGGAUCCAACAACGAUUCAACACGAUCUGAACUAUGUUAACGAAAUUUCGCCUAGCCUUCGUAAGAUGUUAUGUUGACAACUCUUCCCUUACGACUCACUAGCCCGGCUUUGCAGGAUUAACACUUUCGGCCAGUAUUAAAAGACUGUCAUACCGGACGGCUUGCUUAUUCGCGUCGAAAGGCUCUCGGAGGCGAGGAAAAUGGAAAUUUACAACAGGCUCGUCAAAAACUUAAAGAGCUCCGAGAACGUCUACGCUGGUUUGGAGGAAGACCUGAAAGUCCUCGUCUCACCAGGGGAUGCAGUUAAAAAGAAACUGGUCAAAGAUUUUAAACUAGUUUUGCCUAGACUUAUCAUCCUGUCGGUCGAAGCGGAUCCAAAUACGAAAAAAGCUAUACAACAGACGUUCGACACGCUUAAGAACGUCCUCAUCGCGAAUCCGUCCAUAAGGGCAGAACCUUGGUGGAAAGAUCUGGAGACAAACAUUGUCAGCAAUAUCUUUCAGCCAAAAAUGAUUAAGGGGCUUGAAAACAAUGAUACCAGUUGGGUGAACAAUUGGUCAUUUGUCGCAAAUUUGAUGAUCAACGGUGCUCACGUUAAUGGGUCAGCAAUAAAUGCUUUAUUAAAAAUAGUUGAAACGGCAUUCAAGAUGUCAAAAAAAAAUAUGGAAAUUGUGGACCAAGCAUAUACGUGCUGGAUGGAGCUCAUUGAGAUAUUCUCUCUUCAUCCGAGAGUGAUGCCUUCUAAAAAACUGGUCGGGCUUUUGGUCAAACCACUCGCAACAACAUUACAGCCAAAAACAUUCGAAUUGAAAAUCAAAACUUGGAACAUGCUUGUAGAAAAAAUAGGUGUAUUGCACGAGGAAUGCGUUUUGACAAUUGUUAAACCUUUUAUAACUUACAUGUAUCAAAAAGGACCUGAUUCCUUGGCAAAGAUGCACCCUAAUGAAUGCAUCUUCUCUUUGGAGAAACUCUUGAGCUACAAGAAUAUCAGACAGUUAUAUAGCUAUGAUAUCAUCGCUGUGCUUUCAAAUUGCGUAGAAUUCAAGUUGGACCAUAAUGAAUUCAUGAACUUGAUCGAUAAAAUAAUUGAGAUGAUCAAGUCUUUUGAGGGUGCCAAAUAUAACAACCACCUCCAAGAACUAGUGAAGCAGGCGCAGAAGUGUAUGGGAAAACUGGAAAAUUGUAAUUUUCCAGUUGAGCAGAUCAAAAGAAAAAUAGUCUCAAUCAUGUCAGUUGAUUUCCUUUGGUAUUGUGUAGAAGGCAAUGAAAUACCAACUGCAUUUUUAUCAUCUCUGAUGGAUAUCGAUGAUUUCAAAAAUAACAUAUUUAUGCCAUUUGCUAAAUCUUUUAUCACAAAACAUAAAACACAGAACGUAGUAGAAACGAAAAAUGAAGACUUACUGGGAGUUUGGGAUGCAAUUUGUUCUAUAAUGAUGUCAUGGAUAACAAAACAUAAAAGCGUACAAAUAAAAGAUGACGAAGAGUUAAUAUUUUCCUUAAUAAUUUUUCCAUUAUCCCCCAACAUGUGGUCAAGUGCAGUAAACAGGUUAUGGAUAACUUUUUGUGAGAAUUUAUAUAAAUAUGAACUCCUCACGGCAGACAAAUUGAUAAGUUUUCUUGAAAACCAAUUAAACUCAUCAGACAUCACAAUACCUAUUGUCCUAGAGUCUGUAACAAAUUUAUCAAACAUAGAUAAAAAUUUGAUUAAAAAUGUAAUACCUUUAUUGGAGAGCAUUUCUGAAAAUAUUUCUAAUGAUAGUAAACAGAUUAUGGAUGUUUUAUAUUUGGUUGAAAUUGCGAUUGGAAUAGCAUCAAAGUCCAGUAUUUUCAGGCUGCUAAAUCAGAAAUUACACACCUGCGAUCAACUCCAACAACAUAAAAUCAAAACAAAAAUUUUAAAGCUACACAGGAAGUUAAUGUUAAGUGGUGAUGUACAAGAUGACAGCUCAUCCCCGGAUAUCGAGCAGCAAACAAAAAUCCGGUCGUCUUUUAUCAGCCAGAGCAAUUUCCUUCAUAGGUUGGCUAAAGCUGAGGAGAAAAACGCAAUAAAGAAAUGUUCGUUGUCAACCCUAUUUUCUCCAAUUGACACUUGCAAUGAGAAAAAGAAAGAAAAUGAACCUGCUACAAACGAAACUCCAACAAAAGGAUCUGAAGUUGCAGAAGAAAAUGUUAAAAAAGUCUUGCAGGAGUUUCAAGAAAAGAACGAGCCAGUCGUACAGUAUUCAAAUAGUAUUAAAGAAACUAUUGACAAACCUUCAAAUGAGGUGGAAAAAGAAAAUGAUGGUGCUAUAAACUAUCAUGUAACAGUCCCGUCUCCAGUAUUAGUGACACCGAGUAAAAUUCAUGUCACCUCGCAACCUCAUCAGAUAAAGAAUCUGUCCCCGCAGACUAUACCAAUAACAAAGAAAUCGCCUAAAGUAGUAGCAGGGAUUAAAAAUGUAACUCCAAAACGGACAACCCCAAGCAAAUGUACAUACUUUGAUGAAGAUGCAUCAGAUUAUGUGAUGGUCACGCCCAAGCAAAAGAAAAGGGUCCUGACAGAACACCAAAAGGAAGUCUUUUCAAAAAGAAGAUCUGAUAUCCCAGCUCUUUAUCAAGACCUUUCGCAAGAUACUCAAAACACGAGCUCUUAUCUAAAAGAAUCAGAAAAUUCAGAAUCGCAGAAAGAAAUGCCUUACGAAAUGACCCCUGUUCGUAAAGAAACCAACACUGAAAAGACUCUUGAUGAACAAGCCUCUGUCACUGUAAAUUUAACACCUUUGAUGAAUUCAUCGGCUAAAAAGCUUGUCUUUAACGAAGAAGAAAAAUUGGUAAUAACAGAAAUUCAAAGCCCAGUGCAGAAGAAAAGAACACAAAGGGUUACUAGGGCCAAUAGUGAAACAUCGUUAGAGCCUAAAAGAAAAAAAAGAAAAAUUGACAAUAUUCUAGAAAAUUCAGAUGGAAAUUCUUCAAGUUUGCAGCCUAAUUCCAAUGCUUUAUGUAUGGAGGAAAACAAUAAAAAUAACAAAAGUGAUUCUGACAAAAAUAUUACUCAAACAGAAAUGACAGAUCUUACAGGAGAUUCCAAAGAAAUUUCAACAAAUAUCACUCAGGAAAUGUCACAAGAAGUAGAAGAAAAUUCAAUCCAUGAAAAUAACUGUAUAAAUAAGGAUAAUUCAGUUAAAUCAGCCAAGAAAAGAAAAAGCGAACCAGUCAAGUGGACACCGAAACGAUGUCCAGAUAAACCGAAUGGAGACUCUGAUAAGGCCAAAAAUAAUACUAUUCGAACAGGCUCAAUGUUAAAAAAAUGUAAAAGCAAUUCAGAUGAAAAAAGUGACACAGAACUGAAAGAUACUACGUUAGAAAUGAGUGAUACAACGAAAUUAAAUGGUGAAAAUGAAAAUGAUAAAAUAAAACAUAAAAGGCUAAAAAAGAACAAUUCAAUAAAUGUAAGUCCAAAGGUUUUAAGAAGUAAACGUAUCUCACUUAAAACGCCUGAUUCCCAUCUGAAGAAGAAAGUUUCAAUAACAAACACUGAAGUUGUGUCAAGUGAGGAAAACCUCGGCUCAACUACAACAGAUGAUGAUUUCAAUGACAAAUCUCCAGAAAACAAAGAACACAUUAAAAAAGAAAGUGUUAUUUUAUCAGAAGACAAAAGUAAUAAAAAGAUUGAAGUCAGUGUGAUUUUCCAAGAAGAGAUGACAGAAAUUGAAAUUAAAACUAGUCCACCAGGUAACUUAAUUGAUACGACAAAUGAAAAUAAACAAGUAUGUAAUGGAGAUAAGAAAACGGACAUAGAAACAACAGAAAGAGAAAUAUCAAGUCAAGACAGUGAUGAUAUUAUAUACGAUUCCCAAAAAUUAGAUGAUGAUUUAGAAUCAAAUCUGGUUAAAACUGGAGUUGAGCUUAAAAAAGAUAAAAGGAAAAGCCUAGAUUUGACAUUAAAUCAGGAUGCCAAAAUGUCCAAGAUCGAAAAUGAAGACACUACACAGAUGCAGACACCCGUUAAGAAGCGAAACUUGUUACGACCCCUUAGAAGGAAAAGGUUGGUAAAAACAAACGGUAAUGUAAGCCCAACUUCGAACAAUUUAGAACAGUGGUUAUUAAAAAGUGGCAAAACAGUUGUGAAAACCCAUCUAGUUCAAGAAAUGAAACAAGAAGAUAUUGACAAUACUGUUAUGUCGGAUAUGGAGGCAGAAGAUAUUUCCCCGGUUAAGGACAUUGCAGUAAAUCAAACUGAAUUUACCUCUGAGCAUGAAAGUAAUAAGGUUAUUGAAUCCCCAGCCAAGCCCGUUGAAAAUCCCAGCAUCACAUCUAAUGAAUCCAAUUCAGAUAAACCUUCCUAUAUCCUAAGCCGGGGUGUGAGGCUGUUAUCGUCUGUACUCGAAAAUGAUGAAACUGCAAAGCUUCUCAUAGCAAGUACCGCAGAUGCUGGCAGCAAAAUAAGUAGCCCUGUUUCAAUGACCAGCCCUAUGUCCAACAGUCGCGGAGCACAAAUGAUGAGACUGGCCAAGGAAAUCACGCCCAUAUCAAACGUACGAAAAAGAAAGAGCAUCGUACCACUAACCUACGGUGAAAAUUGGCCUAAGGGGCCAUCUGAAGAGUGGAUUGCUCACAUUCCAACUCCUAGUAAGAGCCCGUCUAAAGGUCUCUUAAAGAAUACACCUACAAAUGAGACUACAAACAAGAAAUUCAGACAGUUUGCAGAAGAUAAUCAAGAAACUGCUUCAACUACUCCAAAGAAGAAACGAGUAAGUUUUUUGGAUCCUCCAGUCUCAAGAGGCCUGGUUUACUACAGGGAAAAUAAUUCUGGUAAUUUACACUUAGCCGAUAUACCACCUGGUGAGAAACCAGUGUGGAUUAGACAAGGUGAUGACAUGAUAGAUAUCAAUUCUAGUGAAGAAACCCCUACCAAGGAAGCAAGUAAGGAAACUGAUGAUCUGACUCCAUCUUGUGACGAUAACAAAUCUCCAGUUUCAUCCGACACCGCAGGAAACAUGGAGCUGUCAGAUUCUUCCACAGCUUCUGAUGAAGAAUGUGCACAGCUACGCCAGUCUGUAGAGCAGUUGGAAUGUGGACAAUCUGAGGAAGACGUUUUAUCUCAAGAAAAAGAAGACUUAGGCGAAAAAUACGAUUUAAAGACAUUGCCAAAUCUCAAAAACUGUGUGCAGCCUGUUUCAGAACUUUUUUCGUCGAUGCGUAACUGUGAUUUGUUAGAAAAUGAAUUGAUGAAAUUAGGGAUUAUAAAAGUUGGCGAAUUGGCCUUUUUAACAAAUCCUUCAAUUGAGACACUUUCUAUUGAUAAACCCAAACUUCCAACCCUCUACAAAGCCUUAAAGGAAUAUUUAGAGAAACAGGCAACUGUUGAAGAAAUAGAUCUAACUAAAGAAGAGGAAGUUGUAACAAAUGAAGCCCUUAAGAAAUGUCAAACUGAUUCCCCAUUGAAGACUGAUAUUUAUGUACAAACCUGCCCUGACAACAUUGAUGCUUUCUCGCAGACAGAGAUGAAAUCUUUCAAAGAUGAAAAUGUUCAAUUUUCACAAGAAAUGUGUGAUUGUUCGACACAGCAUACGAUCGAGCUCCAAAACUUCACCGCUCAGACUGAUGAAUCCCACUGGAAGUGGACCGCUGAUCGUAUCCGAGGUUUGUUGAAUGAUAAAUCAUUCUUUGAGAGUCUUUCAAUUGUUUUUGACUAUGAGCUCAUUGGAAGGUUAGCUCAACAAAAGGCAUUAAGCAGUCAAAAUUAAUAUUCAAGGAAAUCUACCAAAAGAGGUAUUUCUUUACCUUCAUUUAUUAAAAAUCUCAUCAUUUACCAGAUUUAGUACAGUUUCAAGGCUCCCUUUUAAAUGUGUACAUUUUAUUUUAUCAUAAAAAUAGUUUUCAAGUACAAAUCUAGUCAAUUGCAAUUUUGAGAUAAUUAAGUUGAUUCAAAUAAAUAGCAUGUUAUUUUAGAAUAGAUUAACAUUUUUUUAAAUACUUAACUGUACUAAGUUGGUAUCGAUAGAUGGUUUAACAAAAAGAAUUAUCAUGAGCUUUAAAAAAACAAAGAGAGUCGUCUUAAAUUUUGGCAAAAUUUCAUUCAGUUUGUAUAUUAAUUAUGUAAAUAUUCUGCUUGGCAUCUAAUAAUCUUGUAAAUUCCAAACACAACAGUUAGUUAUACAAUUAUAUACUUUUUUGCACAUUA